GUCACCGUCAAGUGACUACUACGUCCUCUACUCCGGAGGCGUUCCCUUACCGGGCCGGUUUCAGUCCCUGCCUGUUUUUCAAGGUGCAAAACGUGCACACUGAGCUUGCCCCUGCGGGCACCCGAUUUCCCACACCGCCCCCAGACUCUACUGGAUGAGAACGGAGUUGAAGCCUGGGUUGUUUUACUGCCCACCACAUCCCGCUCUCCCUUGGUGGCUCGCGGGGGACGGCCAGCGGUAGCGUUCAAAGUGCUGUCUCCAGGGACGCCGCAGCCCCAAGGCCGGUUUGUCCCCCUGCCGUGUCCGGGGGAUUGGGGCUGGAGGAGGGGUGCGGGAGCGACGAGCCGCAGGGCACACCCGCGGGUCCCACGCCCCGCCGACUGCGCAUCCUGCGGCGCCGACCUCCGCGGGGGGGGGGGGGGGGGGGAAGGCGAGGCGCAGCGGCCGCCGAAGGCUUGGCACCGGCUGGGGCCCCGGGCGGCCGCCGCUCCCUCCGCCGCCCCACCUCUUGCCCGGCCCUCCCCGCCCCGCCCCACCGCCCGCCCGCAGGUGCAACCGCGGCGGCCGCCGAGUAGGUGCGUGGGGAUGAUCUCACUCGCGCGCUCCGCGCCAGGAGGAGGAGGAGCGGGAGCAGACCCAACUUCCGGGUAGUGCAGCCGCACGCCACCGGCAUCUUGCUUUUCCUCCCCCUCCCCCCCGCUGCACCCCUCGCCUCUCCCUCCUUUCCUUUAUUCUCGGCCCCACCUGCCAAAAUGAACAGCUCGGACGAGGAGAAGCAGCUGCAGCUCAUCACCAGCCUGAAGGAACAAGCCAUAGGCGAAUAUGAAGACCUCCGAGCCGAGAACCAGAAGACAAAGGAGAAGUGCGACAAAAUUAGGCAAGAACGAGAUGAAGCUGUUAAAAAACUGGAGGAAUUUCAGAAAAUUUCUCACAUGGUUAUAGAGGAAGUCAAUUUUAUGCAGAACCAUCUUGAAAUAGAGAAGACCUGUCGAGAAAGCGCCGAAGCUUUGGCAACAAAGCUAAAUAAAGAAAAUAAAACAUUGAAAAGAAUCAGCAUGUUGUACAUGGCCAAGCUGGGACCAGAUGUAAUAACUGAAGAGAUCAACAUCGAUGACGAAGAUGCCAGCACAGAUCCAGAGGGUGCCGCGGAGACUUGCGUCUCCAUACAGUGUCAGAAGCAGAUCAAAGAACUUCGAGAUCAAAUUGUAUCUGUUCAGGAAGAGAAGAAGAUAUUAGCCAUCGAAUUGGAAAAUCUCAAGAGCAAACUUGUAGAAGUAAUUGAAGAAGUAAAUAAAGUUAAACAAGAAAAAGAUGUUUUGAAUUCAGAAGUUCUCGAACAGAGAAGAGUCUUAGAAAAAUGCAAUAGAGUGUCCAUGCUGGCGGUAGAAGAGUAUGAAGAGAUGCAGGUUAACUUGCAACUGGAGAAGGACCUUCGAAAGAAGGCGGAGUCAUUUGCACAAGAGAUGUUCAUCGAACAGAACAAGCUCAAGAGACAGAGCCAUCUUCUGCUGCAGAGCUCUGCCCCCGACCAGCAGCUGUUGAAAGCUUUAGAAGAAAAUGCAAAACUUGUCCAGCAACUUGAAGAAGAGAGAAUUCAGCAUCAGAAAAAGGUGAAAGACUUAGAGGAGCAGCUAGAAAACGGAGCACUCCACAGAGAGAUACGCAACCUUAAACAGCAGCUGGGGCUUCUGGAAGAAGAUAAAAAGGAAUUGGAAUUGAAAUACCAAAAUUCUGAGGAGAAAGCCAGAGAUUUAAAGCAUUCCGUUGACGAGCUCCAGAAGCGGGUGAACCAGUCCGAGAAUUCGGUACCUCCUCCGCCGCCGCCUCCACCGCCGCUUCCCCCUCCUCCUCCCAACCCCAUCCGAUCCCUCAUGUCCAUGAUCCGGAAGCGAUCCCAUCCCAGCGGCAGUAGUGCUAAGAAAGAAAAAGCAGCUCAACCAGAAACAACCGAAGAAGUCACGGAUCUGAAGAGGCAAGCCGUCGAAGAGAUGAUGGAUAGAAUUAAAAAGGGAGUUCAUCUUAGGCCAGUGAAUCAGACAGCUAGACCCAAGGCAAAGCCAGAAUCUUCAAAAGGCUCUGAGAGUGCAGUGAAUGAGCUAAAAGGAAUACUGGGGACACUUAACAAAUCCACUAGUUCAAGAAGCUUAAAAUCCCUUGCCACUGAAAACAGUGAGACUGAGUUAGAGAGGAUUUUGCGUCGCAGAAAGGUGACAGCAGAAGCAGAUAGCAGUAGUCCAACCGGGAUAUUAGCCACCUCAGAGUCCAAAUCCAUGCCAGUGUUGGGUUCUGUAUCCAGUGUAACAAAAACAGCCUUGAACAAGAAAACUCUGGAGGCAGAAUUCAACAGUCCGUCCCCCCCAACACCUGAGCCAGGUGAAGGCUCGUGUAAAUUGGAAGGAUGUACAAGUUCCAAGGUCACAUUUCAGCCUCCCAGUAACGCCGGAUGCAGGAGCCAGUGCUUUGGCAAAGAGCAACAAGCUGGACCUGUUGUAGUUUUAGAUCCUGUUUCCACCCACGAACCCCAAACCAAAGACCAGCUCACCGAAAAAGAUUCAACUCCACGCAAGGAUGACGAAGGCAAAAUGAAACCAGAAUACAAAGAAGACAGCAUGGAAAAAAUGAGAGACACAGACAGCUCUCACUGCUGAUGAGAAAGCCGACUCGUGUACCAGCCCUUUUCGCCGAGUAGUGAUCAGUUCCGGCGUAUUGGCAAGGGGGCUGCCGAUAUUCUGUUCUUGUCACUGGACUCACGGUACAGGUUCUAUUCUGGUGUCACUUUUGUAAGUAAUUUACCUAUAAACAUAAGUAAGUUGUUUAGCAAAAUACACAUCCUAUGUAGGUUUUAUUUUUCUGUAUAGGGAUAAGCUGUUUUGUUUUUGUUUUUCCAAUUAGUGUAUUAAGUGUGACUUCUUCUAGAAGGUUACAAAAAAUUCAGACGUUUGUCUUUUUAGCUAACGUGCAAACCAUUGAACAAACGUAAUACUGAAAGUUCGCGGCUCUAUGGAUAAAUGGAGAAACAGAACUGACCAACUGAAGAGGAUUUGAAAAGUCCCCAAAGAAGCUUCUGUUUGGGGUCUGAUCUUCUUUUGAUAGAGAAACUGCAGUAGCAUGGAAAUUGUUAGGCACGUGGCAUACAGAUCACUUUCUAGCCUAUCCCGAGGUAAAGCAUAAAAUUCAGGAGCUGCAGGUGCCAAGCCAGUACUCCCAUAGUCCGUGCUCCUUGCACACACUGUCAGCUAUGGAACAGAAAAUCCGUGUGUAUUUUCACCGUGUUCAGGGCCUCCCAAGGACGUCGGUGGGAAUGCUCUGGUGGCCUGAAUGAAGAAUGGAGGGGAAAGUCUCAGCCUUGGAUUUAAUAGAGUAUUAUCUUGGUAAACAGUGUGCUCCAUGCUAGGAGUUAACUGUUUUCUCACGUACGAACGUGGCACCAGUGCCGUGGUUUAUCGCGAUUCUUAUGUACAGUCAAGAUAAGUGACAAGCACACUAUUUUCCUCCUUCACUGCUGUUCCACAUUAUGCAGGUUUGUUGUAUGUGUGUGCGUGUUUUUUUAAAGAAAUUAAGUGGUAGUUAGUCUCUAAAAAUACAAUGUUUCAGUCUACCACGGUGAAUAAAUAGAAAUGUAAUCAGGGAUUUUUAAAAAAAAAAAAACUUAUACAGCUUUUCAAAGUUGAUUGUUUCAAAAUUGGUGUUUAUUUAAAAUAAGUGGUAAGGUACUUGAAUGCAUUUUUUAUGACAAUGAUUCAGUAAUGGUAAUUUUACUAUUAAAGAACGUGAAAGGUUUAGUUUUGUUAGCGCGGCUCAGCAUGUAGCUGUCAGGUGUUUCUCACCUAAGGGCAGAAGAAAAUGAUAGUAAUAAUUGCAGUAGUUGUAUUUUAUUUUUGCACGUGUGCUAAGCAUAGGCUUGAAGAGGUGGGUAGGCAGGUAAAUAAAUGUACUUCCUGAAUUUGGGGAUAAUUCUCCUUCUGUAGGUUUGUUAUGCUUGACUGUUUCCAUGUUCUUCCAGUGAUGAUUUUCCAGUUACUUAUUGGUUUACUCACGGGGAAUUAAAAUGUAAUGUUUUUCGGCUAUAACGUUCCUAACUGAAUACUAUUCUGUAUGAUCCACUGACUACAAACUGCGUUAACACUUACACAAGUUCUGUUAUGCUGUGAUUUGAAGUCUCCUCAUCACACUUAUUAAAAAGCACUGACAGUUUCCCAUUAAA
Neofelis nebulosa (Clouded leopard) is the source of this 4204-nucleotide messenger RNA. RefSeq names its product shootin 1 (gene SHTN1). The transcript is spliced from 17 exons. NCBI's taxonomy places the organism in Eukaryota, Metazoa, Chordata, Mammalia, Carnivora, Felidae. The record is from RefSeq and is a predicted model, not a curated record. Bases 753 to 2648 code for a protein of 631 amino acids.